Messenger RNA from Manihot esculenta (cassava), 1292 nucleotides. Its product is annotated as protein STRICTOSIDINE SYNTHASE-LIKE 2. Gene Ontology annotation, molecular function: strictosidine synthase activity. The coding region runs from base 88 to 1191 and encodes 367 amino acids. The record is from RefSeq and is a predicted model, not a curated record. The transcript is spliced from 3 exons. NCBI's taxonomy places the organism in Eukaryota, Viridiplantae, Streptophyta, Magnoliopsida, Malpighiales, Euphorbiaceae. Gene Ontology annotation, biological process: biosynthetic process.
UCUUCAAGACCAGCCAUGUAAUAUGAAGACUACAUCACCUUUCUAUUAUUUCCAAAGCAAAAUAAACGUUAUUGUGAGUCCACAGCCAUGAGGCCAAAGCUCAUCUUCACACUUAGCAUUACAACUCUUCCUGUAAUUCUCUCCAUCUUCGCCAUUCUUAGCUUCUUCUCUUAUGAGAGUCAUUGGGAGGGCAAGGGUGAAGUGAUUCCGAUCAUGGGUGGUGGUGGAAUUGGAGCUGAGAGUUUUGCUUUUGAUCCACAAGGUGGAGGCCCUUACACUGGCGUUUCUGAUGGCCGGAUCAUCAAAUGGGUUGAAAAGGAACGGCGGUGGAUUGAUUUUGCUUUCAUUUCUCCACCCAGAGAGGACUGCAAAGGGCCACAAGAUCAUGAUCCAACGGAGCACAUCUGUGGGCGUCCAUUGGGAUUGGACUUCGACGAAACUAAUGGUAAUUUGUACAUUGCUGAUGCUUACAUGGGCUUACUCAUGGUGGGCCCUCAAGGUGGGUUAGCCACUAGUAUUGCGACACAUCUGCAGGGCAUCCCCUUCACUUUCACCAAUGCGUUGGACAUUGACCAAUCAAGUGGACUUAUCUACUUUACCGAUAGCAGCUCACAGUACCCGAGGAGGAAUCACAUAUCUGUUAUACUGAGUGGAGAUAAAUCAGGAAAGCUAAUGAAAUACAACCCAAAAAGCAAACAAGUGACAAUGCUUCUUGGAAACCUCUCAUUUCCAAAUGGAAUAGCUUUAAGCCAAGAUGGAAACUCCAUGUUAUUAGCAGAAACCACCAAUUGCAGAAUUCUAAAGUACUGGCUAACAACAUCAAAAUCUGGAAACCUUGAAGUUUUUGCUCAACUCCCAGGUUUCCCAGACAACAUAAAGAGAAGCCCUAGAGGAGGAUAUUGGGUUGGUGUCCAUUCAAAGAGAGAUAGGGUUUUGAAAUGGAUUGUUUCACAUCCAUGGAUUGGGAAAUUUUUGCUUAAGCUUCCUUUUGAUGUGAUGAAAGUUCAUUCAUUUUUGGGUAAGUUUAGAGGAAGUGGGUUGGCUUUGAGGUUGAGUGAGGAUGGUGAAGUGUUGGAAAUGAGAGAUGGAAGAGAUUAUAAAUUUAAGUCUAUAAGCGAAGUUAUGGAGAAAGAUGGGGAAUUGUGGAUUGGGUCAAUCAAUUUGCCUUUUGUUGGUAGGUUUAUGAUAUGAACUUGUAAAAUUAUUUAUAUAUUUUAGCCUAAAUUUCCUUCCAAAUGAUCUUGAAAAUAGAUUAUGCAUAUUAAUGAAAAUAAAAUAAUUAUUUAUUUAAA